AUGGAGAGUUUAAUGACAAGAGCCUUAGGAAUGUUAUGGGACCUUAAAGAAGACUCAUUCAAGUUCUCAAUUGAGCUCAAGGAUAAUCCAUUCACCAGAAGAGGAUUGUUAUCAACUAUCUCAUCAUUAUAUGAUCCCCUUGGGUUGCUUUCUCCAAUCAUCUUUCCAGCCAAGAAACUGUUACAAGAAUUGUGUCAAAUUGAGAGUCUGGACUGGGAUGAGAGGAUUCCAGAUGAGCCAGCUGAAAGGUGGCAACAUUGGAUACAAGGUCUUCAUUUACUGGAGCAGCUUUCAAUACCAAGAUGCUUCAAGUCAAGUGGUUUUGGUAAUAUGAUAGGUUCAAGUCUUGUAUUAUUCAGCGAUGCAAGUACAGUUGGUUAUGGUGUUGCAGCAUAUCUUGUUCUUCACGAUGGAAACCAAGUUCAGUCAAAUCUUGUCAUGGGAAAAUCAAGAGUAUCUCCCAAAAAGGUGGUGACUAUACCUAGGUUAGAACUUACAGCUGCAACUGUGUCUGUCAAGGUUGCUCAACACAUCCUGAAGGAGUUGGAGUUCACUGUUGGCAAGGUAGUGUACUACACAGAUUCAACAACAGUCCUUCACUAUAUUCAUAGCAACACUAAAAGGUUCCCUGUUUUUGUAGCCAACAGAGUCAGGGUUAUAAGGGACUACUCCCAGCCUGAGCAAUGGAGAUUUGUAAACUCCAGUGAUAACCCUGCUGAUGUGGCAUCAAGAGGUAUUAGUGUACAUCAUUUUUUGCAGUAUGACGAAUGGUUUCAUGGCCCAUCAUUUAUUGCAUCUGAUUAUUUGCCUUCACAGGAGUAUGUGUAUGCAGAUUGUGUUGGUGGUAAGAGUGAACAUGUGUCUGCGGUCACAAUUUCUGAAGAACAUCAUGGGUUUACAAGAUUGAUUGAAUAUUUCUCUUCAUGGUCAAGGUUACAAAAGGCAGUUUCUGUAUUUCAACAACUAAAGUCAAUCCUUCGUGGUAAAAGGAAAGGUUGUGUAACCACUGAUGCUGAAAGGGCAAUCAUAAUGUAUGUUCAACGGGAGGUGUUUGGUGAUGAAGUGAAGGCUUUAUCAAGGGAAUUGUCAGUUGGCAAGAGUAGUCCAAUAUAUAAGCUUGAUCCCUUUCUUGAUUCUGAGGAUGGCUUAUUGAAGGUUGGAGGUAGGAUAAGAAGGUCUGACAUUCCACAGUCUGCCAAACAUCCCAUACUGUUACCAAAGAAGCAUCAUGUGACUACAUUGUUGAUACGACAUGAGCAUGAAUUAUUAGCUCAUUCAGGUAGAAACCAUGUUCUCUCAAAUCUAAGGCAGAAGUAUUGGAUCAUCAAUGCUAAUGCAACUGUCAGGAAUGUGUUAUUUCAUUGUGUUACUUGCAGGAAGUUGAAAGAACCAGCUUUGAGUCAAAAGAUGGCUGAUCUUCCAGCAGACAGAUUGGAACCUUCACCACCAUUCAGUAAUGUUGGUAUUGACCUCUUUGGACCCUAUUACAUCAAGGAAGGAAGAAAGGAGUUAAAGAGGUAUGGUGUGAUAUUUACCUGCUUGGUUAGUAGGUCAAUUCAUAUUGAAACUGCAAACACUUUACAAUCUGACUCUUUCAUAAAUGCUUUGCGAAGAUUUGUUUCUCGAAGAGGUCAUCCCAAGGUUAUCAGGUGUGAUAAUGGAACUAACUUCCAUGGGGCUGAGAGAGAAAUUAAGGCAGCCUCUUGA
This is a messenger RNA of Macrobrachium nipponense, 1707 nucleotides long. RefSeq lists its product as uncharacterized. Gene Ontology annotation, molecular function: nucleic acid binding. NCBI's taxonomy places the organism in Eukaryota, Metazoa, Arthropoda, Malacostraca, Decapoda, Palaemonidae. The transcript has a single exon. The coding region runs from base 1 to 1707 and encodes 568 amino acids. The record is from RefSeq and is a predicted model, not a curated record. Gene Ontology annotation, biological process: DNA integration.